AUGCGAUUCACAUGCCACCAGAUGCAAUUUCUUAGCACAGAGCACUUUCGAGCCCUUCUGGCUGUGGAAAUGGGCAGUAAGAACCAUGAGUCGGUGCCCAUUGAUCUUAUUACUAAGAUAGCGAAGAUAAACAAGAGCAUUGAAAGCAUCGUGACAGACUUGGUGCGACAAAACUUCAUCAAGAGAAUACCCAGCAUAGACACGGGAUACGAAGGGUAUGCGCUAACAUACACAGGCUACGACAACCUAGCACUCUACGCCCUGCAGAAAGAGGGGGUAAUCGAGGGAGUGGCGAAUAAAAUAGGCGUGGGGAAAGAGUCAGACGUGUACCUGGGAAUAUCUCCGGAGAAAAAGCUGCUCUGCAUUAAAAUCCACAGACUAGGCAGAGUGUGCUUUAAAACCGUGAAGAAAAACAGAGACUACCACCAAGAUCGAAAAUACACGUCUUGGAUGUACCUAUCGAGACUGUCGGCACAGAAGGAGUACGAAUACAUGAAAGAAAUGUACGAGAAAAGACUCCCCAUGCCUAGACCGCAUGCGCAGAACAGACACAUUGUGGUAAUGGAUUAUUUAGAAGACUACACCACGCUGUCAAAAAUACAAAAAUCCUCCAAAAUUGUACCCAUACAAAUGAAGAGCACUUUGCUAUCGAUAAUCGACAGGAUAGAAGAGCUGGGGUAUGUCCACGGAGACUUUAACGAGUUCAACAUAAUGGUGAGAAACGACUUUAAGAAAGUAAAAAUAAUAGACUUCCCCCAGAUGAUCACAACAAAAGACCCAAAGGCACAGGAGUACCUGAAAAGAGACAGGGAGGGAGUGGAAACAUACUUCCAGAACUUCUGA
Messenger RNA from Nematocida minor, 843 nucleotides. Its product is annotated as RIO kinase 2. The transcript has a single exon. Gene Ontology annotation, biological process: maturation of SSU-rRNA; protein phosphorylation. The coding region runs from base 1 to 843 and encodes 280 amino acids. NCBI's taxonomy places the organism in Eukaryota, Fungi, Microsporidia. Gene Ontology annotation, molecular function: ATP binding; protein serine/threonine kinase activity. Gene Ontology annotation, cellular component: cytosol; preribosome, small subunit precursor. The record is from RefSeq and is a predicted model, not a curated record.